AUGGCAACCACUCCUGCUGCUGCCUUUCAGGUCCUUGUGAAUGGAGUGACAAGCUGGAAUAUCCCCCCAGAGCCCCUCCCUUCUGAACUCCUUCUCAUUGGAGAAGCCACCUUCCCAGUGAUGGUGAAUGAUGAGGGCCGUGUGGUCAUUGCAGCCUCCUCCUUUGCCCAAGGCCGCCUCGUGGUCGUGGCCCAUGAGGAGUACCUGAUUCAUGCUCCCUUGGCUCCAUUUCUUGUCAAUGUUGUGUCCUGGCUCUGUCCCUCCCCUGAAGCCUCCAUUGGAGUGAACCCCUCCCUGGAGUCACUAGUAAAACUCCUGCAGGACUCUGGGGUUAAGGCACAGGUUGAGUCGGAGCCGGGAGAGUCCCUGGGGGUUUACUGCACCAAUGCCUACGAUGACAGCAUGACUGAGAAGCUGAUCCAGUUUGUAAAACGAGGAGGGGGCCUGCUCAUCGGGGGUCAUGCCCAGAGUUGGGUUGAGAAGCAUGGCAGUGAUAAGGUGCUCUCUGAGUUCCCUGGAAACCAAGUGACAAGCGUGGCUGGCGUGUACUUCACAGACUCCAGUGUGGACAGAAGGCAGUGGGUUGUCUCUGAGACGCUGCCCACCAUCUCAUUCCAUGUCACGUGCGGGGAGAACUUCGGGCAGGAUCAGAAGCAGCUCCUGGAAGGCAUCACGGAACUGAACCUCAACAGAGGGGGAAUCCCCUCAUACCUGCUGGUGCACGGGCCCCUGGCCUUUCCCCUGGGGCUGGACAGCUCUCUAAACUGCUUUCUAGCAGCUGCCCGCUAUGGCCAUGGUCGGGUGGUGCUGUGUGGCCAUGAGAGCAUGGUAUUUGAAAGCACCAUGGAAAAGUUUUUGAUCAAUGCUGUACGCUGGCUGAAAGGGCAGCAGAAGGGGAAGGUUGGGGUGAGUCCACAAGUGAAAGCUCUGGGCAACUUGUUAACAAAAUACAACGUGGAAUGGACCAGCACCACCCUUCCGACCCGCGACUUGAGUGUCUACUGCUGUGCCUCACUCCAUAACGUGAAUGCCAGGAAGGUGGAGGACUUUGUUGCAGAAGGUGGAGGGAUACUGACAGGCAGCCAGGCCUGGUACUGGAGUUAUCAGAACCCAGAUUCCAACUAUAUGAUUGACUAUCCAAGUAACGGGUUCCUUAAGCGUGUUGGUCUUGCCAUUACAGUGGAAUCAGGCAAUAAAGGCAUCUUCCCAGUCCCUAAGCCAGAGAUGUUGAAUUACCACAUCCGAAAAGUUCUACCCCAAUUUGAAUCCAUGCUGUUCAACAAGGGAAAGGUGUUAGAGAAGAGCUGGCUGGAGAAGCUAAAAAAAGAUAUCUCCAAUAUGUUUCGAAUCCCACACAAUGGGAUUCCCAUCUAUGAGUCCGUGCACCAAAACAUCCUGAAAAUGAUCAAUCAAAAGGGCUUGCCCACUGUGAAUAAAGAAAACCCCAUCAGCAGGGCCAGCCCUCAGGAUCUCCUGAUAGCCUGGGGCCGAGAACUCUUCAAAUCUGGAACGCCCAUCUCUCUCUUGGUUGGUGAUAACUCCCCUCUCCCUUCCACGGAAUCUCCUGUCAGCAUUGAGAUCACCACAGACAACAGAGAUUCCUGGGUAAGCACAGGACUCUACCUACCUGAGGGACGAACUGCAAAAGUGACAGUGCCCGAGAACGCUGUGGCUGCAAAACUGAAGGUACAGAUUGGCUGCCACACAGAUGACAUAGGAGCAGCGAGCACCUACUACCGCCCCCCUCUGAUGACAUACCAGUACUACUUAAAUGAAACAAACAAAAGCAUUUCCUGGCUCUGGGGAGGCCUCCUCUACAUCCUUGUGCCCCCAAACUAUAACCUGGACACUGUGCAGGUCACCAUCAGUGGGGCAGUGCGGGCUCCAUACUUCAAGCUGGGGAAGACGUCCCAGGAGGAGUGGAAGCACUCUCUGCAAGGAAAUCCAGCUCCCUGGGGUGAGCUGGCCACAGACAACAUCAUCCUGACGGUGCCGUCUGAAAACCUCAAGUCUGUAAAUAAUCCAGAGUCUCUGCUCCAGCUCUGGGAUGAGAUGAUGCAGGCUGCAGCCAAGUUGGCGUCUGAGCCUUUCCCCUACCACAGGCCAGAGAGGAUCGUUACUGACGUGCAGAUCUCAGUAGGUUUAAUGCAUGCUGGAUACCCCAUCAUGGGCCUACUAGCAGUAGUGCCUGGGGUCAUUGAUGAGGAGAGAAUAAGGAGGUCUGGCGUUUGGGGUCCCCUCCAUGAGGUGGGCCACAACUUCCAGCGAUCUCCGUGGAUGUUCUAUCCCCACACUCUGGAAGCCUCCUGUAAUCUCUGGGCUAUCUAUGUGCAUGAGAAGAUUCUAGGCAUCUCCAGAGACAGGGCUCACAAAGCUCUGAGGCCUGCAAAUCGGGAGCAGAGGAUCAAAAUGCACAUGGAUAAGGGAGCCCCUCUGAGUAACUGGGAAACCUGGACAGCUCUGGAAACAUACCUUCAGCUCCAGGAGGCCUUUGGGUGGGACCCAUUCAUCCAGCUCUUUGCUGACUACCAGGUCAUCGCUAAGUAUCCCAAUGACAACGCCGGAAAGAUGAACCUAUGGAUGAAGAAGUUCUCUGAAAUAGUGCAGAAGAAUCUGGUUCCUUUCUUUAAAGCCUGGGGCUGGCCGAUCCAGAAGGAAGUGGCUGAUGGCCUGGCCCACCUGCCAGAGUGGGAGGAAAAUCCCAUGAAAGAGCAUGUCAGAGACACCCUCUGA
Messenger RNA from Lepus europaeus (European hare), 2733 nucleotides. RefSeq names its product TRPM8 channel-associated factor 3-like. Gene Ontology annotation, biological process: negative regulation of anion channel activity. The transcript has 7 exons. Bases 1 to 2733 code for a protein of 910 amino acids. The record is from RefSeq and is a predicted model, not a curated record. Lineage: Eukaryota; Metazoa; Chordata; Mammalia; Lagomorpha; Leporidae.